UGCCAGCUAGAAGUCUACUUACUGGAGUCAGAGAAUCCUUUAUCACCAAGACGGCUCAGCGUUCACCUAGCCUCCCAGCCCACCCCAGUGAACGCCACAAGGCACUUCCACCACGAUUCAAGCCCUCAGACAAAAGCAGAGAGCACAAACUCAGUCUCUGCUUUAGACUUGGGCCUUCUCUCUCAAGCCGGCUUCCACCUGGGCUUCGGUUAUUCCGGCCCCUGCAUCUUCCUCUCCAGGGUUAGGGUGUAUUUCAGGAAAUGCCCAGGCUUUUCUGAGGGCCAGGCUGAGUUCCCCAGUGCGGCUGGCGGGGCCGGCCAGAUAAGGGGGGUCUGCGUUGAGAACUCCAUUGAAGUGUCUCCCCCGCUCAGGGAGUGCGGCUCAGACGGGAUUUGGGGGGACUUGGAGGGGCAGUGUGUGUGUGACAGAGGAUACCAAGAAACUGGACAGCAGUGUGAAGCCUGUAGGAUUGGAUACUACAAACCGGCCAAUCGCAGUGAGGGGUGUCGGCAGUGUCCGCCCAAUAGCAAGACAGAGGCAGAGGGAGCAGAGUCGUGCCAGUGCAUGAUGGGAUACUUCCGGUUGUCCAGUGACCCAGUGGAGCUGGGCUGCACCAAGCCCCCCUCUGCCCCCCAAAACCUCACAUUCUCUGUCCACCAGUCCUCAGUGACUCUGUCCUGGGAUCCCCCUGGUGAUCUGGGGGGGAGGGGAGAUGUCCAGUAUGCAGUGGGGUGCUGGGAGAAGGCAGGCAGUAAGGACUGGGAGCGCUGUGGCGACGCUGUCCACUACCCGCGGGCUAGCAGACUGACCAACACCACGGUCACUGUGACCGGCCUGCAGAGGGCGCUCCAGUACCGAUUCCAUAUCGAAGCCAGCAACGCGGUGUCAGCAACCAGCGGAAUGGCUCGGGCUUCCAGUGCAGUCAGCAUCACCACGUGGGUACCCCAGCCUCUCCCGAUCACCACCCUGCCUGUGUCUGAGAAGCCGAGCUCAGUGCAGCACCACGUGGUGCUGGGAGCCGCACUAGGGGGCGCUGUGCUCAUCGCUCUCGUUGUUAUAGUGCUGAGCGCCACGCGGAAGAAAUACAAAAAACUAACUAGAGAACAGGAGGUGGAGUUGCUGCCUGUCGAUUCUGGCCGGACCUACAAGCGACCGACUGAGGAGGUGUCGUCUGUAUCAGAGGGGGUGAUCUGGCAGCGUCUGGGGGUCAGUGAGCAGCUGAAGUCCAGUCUGAAGGAUGUCCUGGUGGAACGCAGUGAGCUGAGUCUGGGUCGGGACUUGGGCUCAGGGGAGUUCGGUGCUGUGUAUGAGGGUUACUUCAGACCAACGGACGGGCCAGAGAUCAAAGUGGCGGUGAAAACGAUGAAAGUGGGGCUCUACAGUCAAGAGGACCUGGAGUCUUUCCUGAAAGAAGCAGAGAUCAUGCAGAACUUCAACCACGCCAACGUGGUCCGACUGUUAGGGGUCGCUCUGGAGUCCAACCCUGAAUCUCGCAUCCCCUCGCCGAUGGUCAUCCUGCCCUUUAUGAAGCAUGGAGACCUGCGGAGAUUCCUAUUGGCUACACGGCAUGGAGAGAUCCCCAUGUUUGUUCCCUCUCAGACUCUGCUGCGCUUCAUGAUUCACAUCUCCUCCGGGAUGCAGUAUCUCAGUAGCAGAGGGUUUCUACACCGGGACCUGGCAGCACGCAACUGCAUGCUGGGAGAUGAUCUCAGAGUCUGCGUGGCUGACUUCGGCCUCUCUAAGAAGAUCUACAGCAGCAACUACUACAGACAAAAGGUGGCGAUCCGGAUGCCUGUCAAGUGGAUGGCAAUCGAGAGCAUGGCAGAGUCUGUCUACACAAGCAAGAGCGACGUGUGGUCUUUCGGGGUGACCAUGUGGGAGAUCGUGUCUCGUGGCCGGAGCCCUUACCCUGGAGUUCAGAACCACGAGAUGUUUGAGUUCCUCGAAGCAGGGAAUAGACUGAAGCAGCCGGCCGACUGCGACCCCAAGCUGUACCAGCUGAUGACUGUGUGCUGGAGCCCAGACCCCUCUGACAGACCCAGCUUCUCAGAGCUCGAGAGCAGCCUGAAGGAGCUCCUGGCCUCUCUGCCUCCCCUCCACGCCAAGGAGGAGGCCCAGUACAUCAACCAGGGCCUGGAGCUCGCAGUGCAGGGGCUGGGAGGAGACGAGUACAAUGCCCAGGGCAACCUGUACCUGCCCAACCCCACCACAGCACCCCUAGAGGACAGCACGGCUUCCUGCAGCUCUCAGGAUGAACAGGGAUAUCAGGUCUUCAUCAAGUCUCAGUGAACAGUCCUGGUAGCGCUUUCUUUACAUGAACUCAAGACCCCUUAUCUCAGUUUUUACCAAUUUGUUAUCAAAAAAUUCCUGGGUUUUACAAAAGCUACAGUAAUUUUAAACACGUUUUACAAUUAUUAACACAUAUUAACACUCAUUCCCAUGACACCUGACUGUAUAAAACACAAUCUAGAUCAGCCAAGGUGUUUUCAUAGCAGUCGAAUGACAAGCUACUGUGAGUCUGCUUUCCUUUCAUUUUGCUGGUAAUACACAAGCUGUGCACUAGAUGGUGCUAUCGCUUAUUGAUAUAAAGACACUUGGGCAAAUCUCCACUACACACGUCUAUGGCAGACACCUAGAGCUGAAGAUUAGCUCCUGAGCCUUCCCUGUGACCUGUGAUGAAAUUAUUGAAAGCCGUUAGUGGUUUAUGAUAUGCAUUACAAUAUUUGACCAGAAGGUGGCACUGCUAUCUAAGGAAGCUUUUGAUUAAGUUGCAAAAGGCUGUUGGUCUACAUUCAGAAAGCUUAGCUAUGUCUCACACAGUCUACAGCUACGGACAAAAGUAAAGGAAAAACUACAAAGCGGCAUGCAAGUCAAUAUGUUAGCAUAACAUAAUACAGCAGGUUUCAUUCGA
This is a messenger RNA of Polyodon spathula (Mississippi paddlefish), 2911 nucleotides long. RefSeq names its product tyrosine-protein kinase Mer. Gene Ontology annotation, cellular component: neuron projection. Gene Ontology annotation, biological process: axon guidance; protein phosphorylation. The transcript is spliced from 13 exons. The record is from RefSeq and is a predicted model, not a curated record. NCBI's taxonomy places the organism in Eukaryota, Metazoa, Chordata, Actinopteri, Acipenseriformes, Polyodontidae. The annotation marks the transcript as partial. Gene Ontology annotation, molecular function: transmembrane-ephrin receptor activity; protein binding; ATP binding.